AUGCGCAGUCGAUCGACACAGCAGUUGUGGUCUUCAUCGUCAAUACAAGCAGUGCAAGAGUCAGUAUGCUGAACAAAGUCAGUUGAACGUAAACGUCCUGGGCAAAGCCAUCCGGCCAAGCGAACCAAUGGCCACCAACUGCCGGGAAAUGUCAAGAAGGCGGCUGUUUCAAGAGCGCAACCCGAGAAGGUCCACUUCUGUUGACAGUGGCCUGGGGUUCAAACGCGGAGACGCUUGCUUGCCCACGGCUGAGCUCCCCGACGCUUCGAAGCAAGCCACCGUACGCGAUGCAUCCGUUCUAAGAAAGCCCCCAGCUGGUACUCCUCCACGACCAAGUCGUAGGUCGCUUCCCGCACUAACGCAACGUGGCACUUCGCAGCGGACCGUGGUGCCCUUUAAAUCGCCAUCAACUCUGAAGGAUAAGGUUAUCGACAUGUUCAGGCGAAAUGGCGGGAAAGAUGUGGAAGACCUGGAGCUGUCGUCCACGUACGUGACAGGUGAUCAGUGGACUCCCACCUGCCGAGACCAAAAUCUUCAAGAUCGACCAUUACCUGAACGCUUUCCUGAUUUCAUCAGACGCUCCUUCAGGCGAAAAUCUUACCGUGUGCAGAAGCCUCGCUCACACUCACCGUAGAUGUUACCACUUUCGAUAAUCAAAAAAACAAAACAAAAGAUUUCUGCAUAGCUCAGUGCUCUUCAGAGUACAAUGAUGGUAAAACUUAUAAGUCAUUGCAUUGACUCACAUUACCGACGCAUGACUACAGUUGGGAACGUCGCAUAAGUGUGUUCUCUUUUGAAGACGACCAGUGCUAAAAUGUCUUCGUUACUCCCGUUAUGAUGGCGACUGGCAAAUAAUAACACUUGAUUAUUCUUUGCAUUGCAUCAAUAUCUGAUAUGUGUCAACUGAUACUGUGUAAUGCAGAGCGGUGUUCUUAUGAACAGUAUACCACACGCCCAAGACCCUGUUCUGGUAGGGUCUUCGUGCAUACGUACGAACACUCAUACGUUCAUUGCUAUGCAAGCUUGUCAUACUGGCGUUGUUCAAGUACAUCUGUAGCGGCGCUCGUUUUUAAAUGCCUUUGCAACACCUCACUGUGUUGUAAAUAAUAUGUUUCCUUAUGUCCAAUUAUCAUUUUUGUGCGACAACGCGGGCUUGACUCAAUAAAAUACGCCGAAGUCUGCG
Molecule: messenger RNA, 1183 nt
Organism: Rhipicephalus microplus (southern cattle tick)
Lineage: Eukaryota; Metazoa; Arthropoda; Arachnida; Ixodida; Ixodidae
Source: RefSeq, a predicted model, not a curated record